AUGGGGGAAAAAAGAAUUGACAAAUAUCUGUUCAAUCCUAAGGAUCUUAUUGGGGAAGGUUCGUAUGCUUAAGUGUACAGGGGGAGAGAUGAAAAGACAGGAGUGAAGGUAGCGAUAAAAGUGUUAAACAAAUCAGUCAUUAACGCGUAAUUUUAGAUUGAUCGAAAUUUAGAGACGAUUAUUUAAGGGAAGGGUUGAUCUCAGAGAUAAAAGUAAUGUAGAAAUUGAAGAGUCCAAACAUUGUAUAAUUGAUGGAUGUAAUGGAAACCAAUAAUAAUUAUUAUAUAAUUCAAGAAUAUUGUGAUAGUGGAGAUUUGGACAAAUUGAUUGAGAAGUAAUUGUAAUAUAGUAUCAUUAGUUAUGUGGCUUAAAAGAAAACUAUGCCUGAGAAAGAUGCAGUCAAAUUUAUGAUUGACAUUUUGAAUGGAUUCAUUUAACUAAUUAAAAAUGGUAUUAUUCAUAGAGAUUUGAAACCAGCCAACAUAUUAAUAGACAAAGGAGUACAAAUAUCAUUAAUAUACUAGACCUUCAAAUUAGCAGAUUUUGGAUUUGCAAAAUGUGUAGACAAUUUUAAAAAGGAUAUGUUAGCAUCAUUGGUAGGAACACCAUUAUAUAUGUCACCACAAAUCUUGGAUAAUAAAAAAUACACUUCCAAGACUGACAUUUGGAGUAUUGCUUUUAUCUUUUAUGAGGCACUAUUCGGUAAAAGUAAGUAUCCUCUUUUCUAUUAACUCAUUAGCUCCUUGGACUGCUAGAUCACCUUAAGAACUCUUGAAGAAUAUCAGAAAUUAACCUUUGUAAUUCAAAGGACCUCAGAUCUCCAAAGAAGCAUNAGAUGUUUGA
Molecule: messenger RNA, 843 nt
Organism: Paramecium octaurelia
Lineage: Eukaryota; Ciliophora; Oligohymenophorea; Peniculida; Parameciidae
Source: the annotation of a GenBank genome assembly